UGCAAAACAUUUUUUCCCGAAUUGUGUUGCGUGCAACGAGCUCAUCAAUCCGAGACAAACCAAAAAAACUCCGAUACAUUCAACCUUCUGACAUGUUAUGAUUUGCAAUAUUUCUAUAUGUUGGUUUAAUUUCUUUUAGUACAUAUGCAGAGAAAUUCAGUCUAAAACCAUCAUUCUACUGACUCGGACUUUACAUAUUAUUUUUAAAUGUAAUACUAAACAGGGUAACCCCCCAGCUCGCAAAUAUUUCCUAUGGAAAUGUUCAUACGCAGUUCAGGCAAAUAAGCUUGUAAAUUGCAAUGAUUCACAAAAAUAAAGAUCUAAAACUCGGUGUGUGGCGCAUGCGACGAGAAGUUUGUGCACAGAAUAAAACAUAAUUUGUGAAACUCUGUUUGUGUAGAAAACUUGCAUCAAUGGAGAAAACAGAAUCUCAACAAGAUAACCUUCCUUCCGGUCCGAAUUCCGGUACGGAUGUAGUGACACCACUUUCACUUUCUGGGGAAGGAAAUGAUCCAAUUGUCCCUGAGGAGGACGAAGUAGAAGAAGACGAGGAGGAAGAGGAUGAGGAGGAAGGUGAAGAUGAAGAGGAGGAACAAGUUAUGGACGAAUAUGAAAUUCAAAGUGCAUCUCCUAAAGACGAGGACGAAGAAGAAGUCGAUGCAGAUGUAGAAGAUGAUGAAGAAGAGGAGGACCAUGAUAUUUAUGGAAUUGGAAUGUCAGUGAAAAGUGAAGGUGGAGUUACUACAACGUCGUCACUACCAUUGCCAAAAAUGAGGACCCGUUUUUCAAUGAGCAAUCAACAAAUACUGGAUUUAAACGAUCCUUACAACCAGCGAACUUUUGAGGACAACAUUUCUCGACUUAAUCAUUUGUUGGAGAACAAUCAGAAGGAAUAUUGUUUGAUCAACUACAGAGGACAAAAUCCAGAAGUAAAUGAGUUUCGACUUCAUCGAAAUCUAUUGGCAAAGGUGGUUUAUCAAGAUGAGCUAGACUUGACUGGAAACUUUCUCCAGCAAAUUGUUGGGCGCCGUUUAAAUGAUGACGACAUGCCGCAACUAGCAGAAUUUUUAAGUACCGAAGCCCAAGUUUCAAGACUGAAUCUCGCCUACAACAAUUUUGGCGAUGACGCAGUUUCUACUCUGGCAGGAGUUCUACUGGUACGAGGAGAUAUAUAUCACGUCAAUCUGGCUCACAAUGACAUUACUCCGAGAGGAUGCUCCCAGUUUCUUGAGAGCUUGAUGCAGCGUUCUCCGCUCCAUUCUUUAAAACUAUCUGGAAUUAAAUUGGGAAAAGAGGGCUUCGACUCUCUCAUUUGUCUUGUCAUGUGUGGACGUGGACCGUAUGACUUGGACGUGAGUGAAUCCGAUAUGUCCAUGGCCGACUUUCAAGGAUUGUGUUCCAGUUGGCAAGCUAUUGACAGAGAUGAAGAUUUCCCCAAAUUCCUGGUGGACCACCCACUUCCAAUACCUCUUGAGGUUCUGGCGGACAUGAAGGUGGCCAAUAAUGAAAUGAAGAGACAAGAAUACAAUUUAAUUCAACGGAGAAGCAUUGUCGAGCUGAUAAGAAAGGAUGCUGGUGACAUGAGAAGUGAAACGAGAAUGGAGAAAAUUCCAGAAAUCCCCAAGCAGGAUUUUGGACCACUCCAGGAUCCUUCCCGUUUGGUGGAGAAAGUCUCAGCCACCAUCCUGCAUGGGUUAUUUGAGAUUCCGGAACUGACGUCGAUGGCGAAUAAUAAUAGUGGCGACUAUGGCACGGACAAUAAUUAUGACGAUGCGAUAAUGACGACAACUUUGGACAGAGGUCAAGCAAAGAUUGACAUGAUUUUAAAAAAGUCUCAAAAGCUUCCCGACACCGGCUUAAUUAUUGACGAAUUCAAGAAGAUCAAAGAAGCUGGUUGCAUUCCCUUUGACGCCAAAGGACGACCAGUUAUAGUUUGUCCCAGCCUGUACUCUCUGAAUGCUGAUAACAUUCUUGAACUGGAGUCGACCAUCACUGGUCACUAUGGACAUUUUAUUCCAUCCCCUUUGGAUGACUUGGUAGAAGGAGCUCAAGAAAUGGCCAGGAUUGAAACACAAUCCACAAAAGCUCCAGAUGACGAGACUGCACAGCAAGCUGCAAAUAAAGUGGUCACACGCGUCCUCGCAGAAGCAGCUAAAUUCUCAUCAAACACAGAGUACGACGAGAAAUCGGAUGCCGCUCAGAUAUUAUUGGCCUCCGUGUUAACAACGUGUCAAAGGGUGAAAGAAUUGGAAGACUCGUCGGCGGAAUUUGCACAGGAGGACUUGAAUGCGAUUUGGGACAAUGCUACUCAAGAAACAGUGAACCUAAUUUACAAGAGAAUUCCUCCAGAACGUUGUUCCUUGUCUCCAAAAGAAAUCAUGAGUUUUGUGAGAAAGUUUAUGGAGUCUGCUAAUCGAACUCUUUUGCGACUGUUACAAAACCCUUUCAUUCCGCCACUCCUUUUGGACGUUGGGAACGCAGUUUGCAAAGAAGUUGCAGCCGAGGAAAGCUUUAAAAGGGUUGGACAGGAAGGCGGGGGUGGUUGUUGUAGUGGUGUUGGUGAAGCAGUAGUGUCGGACGAGGGGGGCCGCCGCUCCGUCAUUACAAACGCUGAUGGGCGUUCCAUGGAGGGGAGCAAUGUUCAAAGGAUCAUCACCAGCUUCUUGGAAGGGGCAGUCACGGCAGCAGCCACCUUAAUUGGUUCUGCAGACCCUUUCUCCUUGAGAUCACGAGAGCCUGGUAGUUCCUUAACUCGUGCGUUAGAAGCAAGUCAGCACGUUGCAGAGGAAACAGAAGGACGUGUUGGUCGGACGGUGAAAGACUUUAUCCUCGCGGGAGCGUCACUAUCAGUCGAUGCCAGUAAUGCAAAUAAGAAAUUGGAGACCGUUCUCGACACCUCCCUUGAUCCGGCAGUUGAAUUUCUAGAAGAAGCUUUUGACCAAGUGGCCAACUUGAUAAUUGAAAUGGAAAAGCGUCGCAAUGAACACGAGGUCCCAGUUAUCAAGUUCCCCUUUGCCUCCAAGCCUACACGGUUGGUGCUCAAUCGACCAAUAUUUCAGGACUUUGAGCCAAUAAUGGCUGCAAAAAUGGGAGACUUUCUCCAGUUGAAUACAUCCGUGAAAUGUUUGCAUAUGCGAAAGUGGAAUCUCGGCGAGGAUGGAAUGAUAAGUCUGAUGGACGGUCUCUUAGCUAACUCAAAUAUUGUCCUUUUCGACAUUGGAUGCAAUGCCAUAGGACCUGAGGGGGCGAAAUGCUUGGCGAGAUUUAUUCAGUUGAACCAAAAUCUGAAACAUCUCAUCCUGAACCAUAACCGCCUCCGGAAUCCAGGUCUAAGAUAUCUAACAGAAGCACUUCCAGGCUCCAGCGUAGAGUUCCUCAACAUAGCAUACAACGACAUUGCGGAAUCUCUCGAGCAGUUUUUUGAGAUUCUUCCAAAUACUCGGAUUAGAUCCCUGUACGCACUGGGGAAUCGAUUCAACCAGGCCUCGUGGACUAAGCUAAAAUAUUUAUUUGACACGGAAUGGCUACUCCCAGAAUAUUGUGACUUCCUCCUUCAAGACGUGGACGGAAGUGGGAUGAUUGUGAAAAACGCUCAAACUCGAGAUGCGAAUGAAUGGUAUGAUGUUCAACCUCUGGUUGCACGGGGACUUUACCGAGCUCCGUAUUUCGAAGAAACUGCCCACAUUACAACCCUCCUCAAGGACACUUACUAGACAGACACAAAAUUACACUCCUGUCUUCUUUUGAUCAUACUUUUUCAUAAUCAAAUUGACAUUCGUAAUCUAAUGACAUCAGUAUUAUGUAGAUUGAUAUUGAUAAAUUGGGGGAAAAUGAGACUUUCCUUCGAUUUCAUUAUCGCUAUAAAAAACUUGACAGCACA
Messenger RNA from Folsomia candida, 3880 nucleotides. RefSeq lists its product as uncharacterized. NCBI's taxonomy places the organism in Eukaryota, Metazoa, Arthropoda, Collembola, Entomobryomorpha, Isotomidae. The coding region runs from base 414 to 3713 and encodes 1099 amino acids. Gene Ontology annotation, molecular function: protein binding. The transcript has 13 exons. The record is from RefSeq and is a predicted model, not a curated record.